Messenger RNA from Melitaea cinxia (Glanville fritillary), 2325 nucleotides. Its product is annotated as peroxidase-like. Bases 1 to 2289 code for a protein of 762 amino acids. NCBI's taxonomy places the organism in Eukaryota, Metazoa, Arthropoda, Insecta, Lepidoptera, Nymphalidae. Gene Ontology annotation, biological process: response to oxidative stress. The transcript is spliced from 12 exons. The record is from RefSeq and is a predicted model, not a curated record. Gene Ontology annotation, molecular function: heme binding; peroxidase activity.
AUGAUAUCAAAAAGGACUGUACUAUCCAGCAGGAACAUUUUAACGAUUUUAGUGUUGCUGUACUAUUUUGGUGCUUCAGAAAGUUGUUGUUUGGAUUCCAGCUUGGAUUAUAUUUUUGAAGAUAUUCUAUCAGAUGUGUGUCCAAUUUUAUCAAGUGCGACAUCUAAAGUCAAAGAUUUUUUUCUUUCCUCGUCUUCAGAAGAAGACUGUCUCCUACCAUCCGACCUGAUCUCAGACAGUCUAAAAUGCGGACGCGAAAUCUCUCGAGAAGCGAAGAAAAGAGCUAAUCGUCUGGUUAAAAAUGGCGUCUGUCUGGAGGCCUGUUCUCCAUCGCUCCACCACUUCUUCUCUUCGAAGCUACCCAGUGAUAUCAAGAAGGCAUCUGACAUCUCCAAUGAGUUGAUCACAGCGACUAAGAUUAUGCAAAUGAAGUUAUGUUCGACGACAGAUGUCACUCCAAACACUUUCAUAUCGUUUUUGGAGAACCAAUGCGUGAAGCCGAGUGAGUUAUACUGUAAGCCAACCAGCGUGUCUUGUAUGGGCUCUGAUAAGUACCGCACUAUAGAUGGCACGUGUAACAAUCAACGACACCCAGCGUGGGGCAGGCGAGGCGCUCCAUUCACUAGGAUUACAACUCCAAGAUAUGCGGAUGGUAUCUACGCGAUGCCAGUUGCAACAAGCGGUCAACCGCUCCCGAAUCCUCGUAUACUAUCAACGCGGCUCUUUGCAGAUCGGUCAAUAUUCAGCCGCCUGCUAACUCACCUCAACGUUCAAUGGGGACAGUUUGUCACACAUGACCUUAUCUUCGCAGUUAUGGAGGUAACAGAUGAGGGUGGCAUCCAAUGUUGCUUAGGGAAUGGUCGAGACGUUCUUCCUCAAGAUAUGUUGAACGAUAAGUGUAUACCAAUAUGCGUACCAGAUGAUGACCCUUUUUACAAACAGAACGGUAUAAAGUGCCUUAACUUUGUGAGAAGUGUCACCACACCUAGAGAUGAUUGCAGUUUAGGUCACGCGGAGCAAAUGAACACUGUAACCAGUUUCUUAGAUGGAUCGCCUUUAUACGGUUCUGAUCCAAAACUUGCUAGCAAGCUUCGAACAAAAUGCGGUGGGAGAUUACGCGAGGAUACGAAGAAGAAUUGUAAAGGGGGUUUCUUGCCCUCAGUUGAUGACAAGCUCGCCGUUUGUGAUUUAAGAAAUGUAUCGGAGCCUUGUUAUUUGGCUGGAGAUAGCAGAAUUAAUCAAACACCAACUUUGGCUGUCCUUCAUACAUUGUUGCUCAGAGAACACAACAGGAUAGCAGACAUUUUGAGUUCGUUGAACCCAUUGUGGAGUGAUGAAAAAUUAUACCAGGAGACGAGAAAGAUUGUCAUAGCGGAAAUUCAGCAUAUUACUUAUCAAGAAUGGUUACCUCUGAAUUUUGGGGAAGGCUAUCUUCGCUACUACCGGAUAUCUCCCACAUCUCUCUACAGUCGUGACUACAAUGAGAAGGUGAAUCCAGGCGUCAUCAAUGGUUUCGGAGCUGCCGCCUUUCGAUUCUUACAUACCGUGGUACCUGAUACCAUAAUGAGUUGCCCUGCAAGUUACACAACUGCUUAUCUGUAUAAAUUAAGUGAUCAUUACUUCAAUCCGGGUUUGGUAGAGUCUACUCCAGAAUCUUUUGACGAUAUCAUCCGUGGUAUCGUCACCAACCGGGCUGGCGAGGCUGACCCUUACUGCACAGGAGAGAUAACUAACUUACUGUUCAAGUCCGACAACAAGUGGGGGCUAGAUCUCAUCGCUAUGGACAUACAAAGGGGGAGAGAUCAUGGCAUUGCUUCAUAUAAUGAUUACAGAGAAACAUGUGGCUUGAAAAGGGCAAAGACGUUCCAGGACUUGGCAGGUGAAAUGUCACAAGAACGGAUCAAUGCGCUUUCCAAAUUCUACGAAUCUGUGGACGAUAUAGACUUGUUUGUUGGUGGUGCUAUGGAGUCAGAUGUCCCAGGUUCCAUCCUCGGUCAAACGUUCCAAUGCAUUGUGGCUGAGCAGUUCUAUCGCACUCGUGUUGGAGAUAGAUAUUUCUAUGAUAACAGUGAAAUGCCACAUUCGUUCACUCCAGAUCAACUAAAAGAAAUAAAGAAAGCGUCUAUGGCUCGCUUAAUCUGUGAUAACACAAAUGUCAAAUACAUUCAGAAAAAGGCAUUCGAAUUGGAGAGUUCCUACAACCCGAAAUACAGCUGUGAUGAUUACAACGCCAUACCCUAUGUAGAUCUAACAGCUUGGAAGCGGCCUAAAUUUGAAUUAUAUGACUGAAGAUUUUAUUUAGAAAAAAAAAAAAAAAAAUUAUAU